UUACUCCAUUCCUCGCCUUUGCUCUGUGAAGCUUCCAGCACCCAAUUGUGAUGACUCUGAGUAUUUUACUCCUCUCUAAAAGGAAACUCUGGGGUGAUGCGAGGUGCUUGUGGUAAAUAUAAACUCUAAGGAUUGCCUUUAUGUUGUGUCUUGCUCUAUUUGAUGUACAUUGCUACUUAACUGAAGAACAUAAUGUGCAUGGCUCCUCAGCAGAACAUUGCAAUUUGAACACUUUUUUGGGGACUUUGCUGUCACCCUAAAGCUGUGACUCUACUUUCACAUUCUUUUUUUUCUCUUUUGUUUAACCAAAUCUUUAAUGUCUACCAAACGAAAAAGUGAAGUGUGAUUGGUGCAGAUCAGCACUGUGGGUUUUCAUGGCUGGGCUCUUUUAGUCAUUUCCUGAGAGCUCGGUGCAGAGCUGCAACAAUGCAGGAAGCAGCAGCAGGCGUAGCGAGGCUGAGUGUAUGGUUGGAGAGCAGCUUGCUGUAGGUGAGGGCUUGUCCUCCUUGCUGAGAUGUAGGAAUUGCUGGGAUUGAUGCUCUGGCUCAUCAGGAAGAACCUCUGCUAUCCUUCAGUCACAGCAGUGAAGAUGAUUUGGGCAUUAAAAUGCUGAGCCAGAAACUACAGCUAUGUGACUCCUGAGUGAUGAGUGAUGCAAGUUAAGAUCUGGAAUUCAAGAGCUGGAAGAUGAGUGCUUUUAAAAAGUAUUACAGUCUCUCUCCCAGGACCUUUAGAAGGUCUUUGUCAGAACAGGAUGCUGGCGCUGCUGCCUUGAAGGACUAUCAUUGGUACCACCAAAUAAGAAGCAAGAAGGUGAGCAAACAAACAGCUUUGGAACCAGACAAAGCACUUGGAGCGUACAGGUGGCAAACGCAUCCCCGUAUUCCCUGGAGGAUAAGCAAAAGAGCACACUCUGGCAGCCUUAGAGGGGAAGGUAACAAUUCGAGUCUUGACAAGAGUUCUGCAAGCAUGGAUGCUACCAGCGCCGAGGAUCUCCACCAAGACUCAACGGAGAUGCUCUUCCAGGCAAGGACCAGAUCACUGCGGGUUCCCUUCAACCGUUCCCUGUCUGAACCUGUGCCGCAAUCUGCACACAGGAGUGCCAAGCCCUUUCUGCAGUCAGUACGCUCUGUGGAUGGUGAGCAGCACAGCUAUUUUGUCCGUGGCAUCUUCUCAACUCUCUCAAGUGGCUUUUCAAAGAUAAUGAAUCGAAGAGGGGAGCAGCCCCCCAGUGAGGCACUGGAGGAGUGGAGAACAGACAAUAGGCAAAUUGACCCGUGCACAGAUGUAAAAGGACCACCUACACACAGGCUGUCCUGCGGCCAGUCCCCCUACACCGACACGACGACAUGGGAGAGGAAGUACUGCAUCCUGACUGACAGCCAGCUGGUGCUGCUCAACAGGGAGAAGGAGGUGCCCACCGAGGGGUUGCAGGAGCCUCAGGAUGCCACCAAAGGCCGCUGCCUGCGCCGCACAGUGAGCGUGCCCUCUGAGGGCCAGUUCCCCGAGUACCCACCAGAUGGGGCCGCCAAGCUGGAGGUCCCAGCAGAGAGAUCUCCUCGCAGACGGAGCAUCUCCGGGACCAGCACGUCUGAGAAAACCAACUCCAUGGAUGCUGCAAAUACGUCUCCUUUCAAAGUAUCGGGCUUCUUCAGUAAACGUCUGAAAGGGUCCAUCAAGAGGACAAAGAGUCAGUCAAAGCUGGACAGGAACACAAGUUUCCGCCUCCCGUCCCUCCGCAAUGCUGAUGACAGAUCACGUGGGCUGCCGAAGCUGAAGGAGUCCCGCUCCCAUGAGUCCCUGCUGAGCCCCGGCAGCGCAGUGGAGGCCCUGGACCUUGGGGCAGAAGAAAAGGUCUUUGUAAAGCCACUUCACAGCAGCAUCCUCGGGCAGGACUUCUGCUUUGAGGUAACCUACUCCAGCGGCAGUAAAUGCUUCAGCUGUUCCUCUGCUGCAGAGAGGGAUAAGUGGAUGGAAAACCUACGCAGAACAGUGCAGCCGAAUAAGGACAACUGCCGUCGAGCUGAAAAUGUGCUUCGUCUCUGGAUCAUCGAGGCAAAGGACCUGGCCCCCAAGAAGAAAUACUUCUGUGAGCUGUGCCUUGAUGACACUCUCUUUGCCCGCACCACCAGCAAAACGAAAGCAGAUAACAUCUUCUGGGGAGAGCACUUUGAGUUCUACGGUCUCCCAGCUCUUCACAGCAUCACGGUUCACAUCUACAAGGAUGUGGAGAAGAAAAAGAAAAAGGACAAAAACAAUUACGUCGGCCUGGUCAAUAUUCCCAUGGCCACUGUCACGGGUCGCCAGUUUGUGGAGAAAUGGUACCCGGUCAGCACACCUACACCCAACAAAGGGAAAUCAGGGGGACCUUCCAUUCGCAUCAAGUCUCGUUAUCAGACCAUCACCAUCUUACCCAUGGAGCAAUACAAGGAGUUUGCAGAGUUUGUUACCAGCAAUUACACGAUGCUGUGCUCGGUGCUGGAGCCGGUCAUCAGCGUAAGGAAUAAGGAAGAGAUGGCUUGUGCAAUGGUGCACAUUCUUCAGAGCACGGGGAGAGCUAAGGACUUCUUAACAGAUCUGGUGAUGUCUGAGGUAGAUCGCUGUGGGGAACACGAUGUCUUGAUCUUCAGGGAGAACACACUUGCUACCAAAGCUAUUGAGGAAUACCUGAAGUUGGUAGGGCAGAAGUAUCUCCAUGAUGCGCUAGGGGAGUUUAUCAAGGCUUUGUAUGAGUCAGAUGAAAACUGUGAAGUGGAUCCCAGCAAAUGUUCAUCCAGUGAAUUAACAGACCAUCAGAGCAACCUGAAAAUGUGUUGUGAGCUGGCCUUCUGCAAGAUUAUCAAUUCCUACUGCGUGUUCCCUCGUGAGCUGAAGGAGGUGUUUGCAUCUUGGAAGCAGCAGUGCCUGAGCAGGGGCAAGCAGGACAUCAGCGAGCGGCUGAUCAGCGCCUCCCUGUUCCUCCGCUUCCUGUGCCCCGCCAUCAUGUCCCCCAGCCUCUUCAGCCUCAUGCAGGAGUAUCCUGACGACCGGACGUCGCGCACGCUCACACUUAUUGCUAAAGUCAUUCAGAACCUCGCCAAUUUUGCUAAGUUUGGUAACAAGGAAGAGUACAUGGCUUUCAUGAACGACUUCCUGGAACAUGAGUGGGGGGGGAUGAAGCGAUUUCUCCUGGAGAUCUCUAAUCCAGAUACCAUCUCAAACAUGCCUGGAUUUGAGGGCUAUAUCGACCUGGGCAGAGAGCUCUCAGUUUUGCAUUCCCUCUUAUGGGAGGUUGUGUCCCAACUUGAUAAGGGUGAAAAUUCCUUCCUACAGGCGACCGUGGCAAAACUGGGACCUCUUCCUCGUAUUCUUGCUGACAUCACCAAAUCAAUGACCAACCCUACGCCAAUACAGCAGCAGCUGAGGCGUUUCACUGAGCACAGCUCUAGUCCAAACGUCAGCGGCAGUCUCUCCUCAGGGCUUCAGAAGAUAUUCGAGGACCCCACUGAUGGUGACUUACAUAAACUGAAGUCUCCAACCCAGGAAAACAUAGAUGGAUAUUUCAGGGGCAAGACCUUGCUUUUGGUUCAGCAGGCAUCCACUCAGAGCAUGACUUACUCAGAUAAGGAUGAAAGAGAGAGCAUCUUGCCCAAUGGUCGGAGCAUCUCCCUCAUGGACCUGCAGGAUCCCCACACCGCUCACAGUGACCACGCUUCCAUGAUGCACGACGUGCCUUUGCGCUUGGCCGGCAGCCAGCUCUCCAUCACCCAGGUGGCAAACAUCAAGCAGCUGUGGGAGACUCAGAGCACGCCCCAAAGCGCUCCCCAGGUGAGGAGGCCGCUGCACCCAGCUUUGAACCAGCAGGGCAGCCUCCAGCCUCUGUCAUUCCAGAACCCGGUGUACCACCUCAACAACCCACCUGCGCCGAUGCCCAAGGCCUCCGUGGACUCCAGCCUGGAGAACCUGAGCACCGCCAGCUCGCGGAGCCGAAGCAACAGCGAAGACUUUAAGCUCAGCGGGCCCAGCAACAGCAGCAUGGAGGACUUCACCAAGCGCAGCACGCAGAGCGAGGACUUCUCUAGGCGGCACACAAUCCCAGACAAGCACGUCCCCAUUGCAUUGCCCCGCCAGAACAGCAGCAGCCAGGCACAGAUCCGCAAAAUGGACCAGGCUGGGUUAGGGGCCAGGGCUAAAGCGCCACAGUCGCUGCCACACAGCGCGUCCUUGCGCAGCACGGGCAGCAUGUCGGCCGUGUCGGGGGCUGUGGUGACUGAGCCCAUCCAGAAUGGCAGCCGCUCCCGGCAGCAGUCCUCCUCCUCCAGGGAGAGCCCGGUCCCGAAGGUGAGGGCCAUUCAGAGGCAGCAAACACAGCAGGUCCAGUCACCUGUGGACUCGGCCACGAUGUCACCAGUGGAAAGGACAGCAGCGUGGGUCCUCAAUAAUGGGCAGUAUGAGGAAGUCGAGGAGGACACAGAGCAGAACCCAGAUGAAGCCAAGCAUGCCGAGAAGUACGAGCAGGAGAUAGCGAAGCUGAAGGAACGUUUGAAAGUGUCGAGCCGCCGGCUGGAGGAGUAUGAGCGGCGGCUCCUGGUGCAGGAGCAGCAAAUGCAGAAGCUGCUGAUGGAGUACAAGUCCAGAUUGGAGGACAGCGAGGAGAGACUGCGCAGGCAACAGGAGGAGAAGGACAGCCAGAUGAAAAGCAUUAUCAGCAGGCUCAUGGCAGUUGAAGAGGAACUGAAGAAAGAUCAUGCAGAGAUGCAAGCUGUCAUUGAUGCAAAGCAGAAAAUUAUUGAUGCACAGGUCAUUAAUGGGGAUGAGAUAAUUCAAACAGGAGAAGCGGAUCGUGUCCCUGGACUCUGCCAACACGCGGCUGAUGAGUGCCCUGACGCAGGUGAAGGAGCGCUACAGCAUGCAAGUCCGCAAUGGCAUCUCCCCCACCAACCCCACCAAGCUUUCCAUCACGGAGAAUGGUGAAUUCAAAAACAGCAGCUGCUAACUGGGCAGACGCUGCCAGCCAUCUUCCCAGGAGAAGGGCAGGAGGGAGCGGACUUGAGAAACUCCACCGACGGCCCCUCUUCCCCGCCAGGUUUACAUGUUGCUGCUAAUAAAAACAAGAAAGAACUCUGAACGGUGGGCUUCAAUUCCCCACUUGAGGCCAGGAGAAUCCGGCUCCCGAGAACAAGUCCUUCCAUAUCACUGUGUAAAUAGAGGGAGCUCUGGGUCAUGUACAGAAAACGCCGAUGUAAUAUACCGAAAGGAAGUGAAUACUGUAGAUUUUUUUUUUAAUUAUUGCUAUUUUUAUUAUUGUUUUUUUUUUUUCCUCUUGUUGAAAGCACUGCAGUCCUUGGAGAAGGAAGAGGGGAGUGUGAGUGCAUGUGUGUUGUGGGUGAGAGAGCUGAGCUGUGGGUUACAUUAGAUAGCAGCUGUAUAUAUCAGGCUGACUGAUGCAAGUGCACGAGUGGAGUGAAACAGCAGUGAAAUGAAUUCUGUAACAAAACUCAUCCUCUGAUUUUAUCCCUCUCUUCUCUAGUUGUCCUUUUAUCCGAACGCCAACUCAAUAGCAAACGUUUUUAGCAAGAAAAUUAGCUCAUGCUGGCUCCUGUAGCUGCCUUUGGUGGGAUUCCAGCAUAAAAAAAGCGAAAUCCUGAACAAGGUAAAACCUUGGAGCAGUGAUCCUGUCUCCUUGCAUUUGCACACGCAGGCAGGAUUCCCAGCUAACAGACAGAGGGGAUCUGCAGUUGUCAAGGUAGGAUUCUUUUUUACCCCACUUGUCAUGCAGUUUGUAUUUUCUGUUUUGGGAAUAUACAGACCUGUAAAUACUUUUAUUAUUAUUAUUAUUCUUUCAAUCCAGUCUUUACUUUCUGCACCGUGCAGUGACACCCUGGAUUAUUCCCUGCACUCCUUUGGGAGCAAUCAGGUCAAUGUUCUGAGGAAAGGGCUAACCAAAGGGCACAUGUGCCCAGCCAGAAGAAUUCUGUAUGCAAAACUUCCCUUUUCCUGGCAGAUUUCUUCAACUCCAUCCUGCUCGCCUUCACUGUUCCAGCCUCCAGCUUAGCCAGUUUAGCUCCAGAUAAAGGCAAGAGCUUCCAUUUCCAUUGGAAUUUGCCUUUCUCUGGAUGUUUUUAAGGGUUUUGUGUUGAAGUUCUUUACACUCCUACUUUUCUUAAGGAAUUUUGACUCAGCUUUCAUCUCUCAUUAUCUUCAGUUGCAUUUCAUAGAAACGCAUUUCCAGGCUGCAUGUCAGUGUGUCUGUCAUUACGAGUACAAAGCGACCUUCUCGUGGCAGAUUGUCAGCUGGUAAAAGAUGAACAACAAAUGGUGCAGCCUUGUCAGUUCUCAUGAUUUCAUCGUACGCCCCAAUACUUUGUUUGAGGUCCUUCUAAAGGCUCUGAAGUCAAGUGGUGUGCGACAAGCCAAUGAGAUGAAUGUGGUGGGGGUAUCUGUCUCACAUGGUGUAGCCUGGGACAAGGAGGAGGAGGUUAGAGCUGAUGUUCUUCCUGGCCCCAGUUUAUGAAUCUCUAGAAUUGUACUACAUUAAAAAUGUAGAGGUUUCUAAGCCAGUUCCAGAACUGCUUGGGAUGGACCCGUGUUGCCCUGAACAUGAAGGACUGGCAAUACCGAGGCUCCAAAUUCAGUGUCUGUCAUUGAGUUUGUUUGUUGUUUGCAAAUGAAUUAAUCUCUGUGGGCAGACUUCAGUUAGUAACACAAAACGUUAACUGUUCUACAUUGGUUAUGGGGAGCUGAGAUGCUGAAGUUAAACACUGUCAUACCAGCAUUUUACAUUUCUAACCAUGGGUACGCACAGAGACCACAUCUCCUGUAUUGUGGGAAGGAAAACGCUGUCACAUCUGAAGGAGAUUUGUCUGCAGUGAGUUGGGAUUUAUGUGCGCUCAGCUCUUUCCAGUCAAAGUCUCUCUCUGGCUGCCAAGUGUGAUUUGGUCCUACAGACCCAGCAGCAUCCUCGCCCGCAUCUUGGUGCUCAGCAGUGAUUUGUUUUCAGUACUUGCAGAACUGUCUUCCCACUCUGGGUCACCACUGACUGACUUGAUCCUCCAAGUGUGUCAUUUUGUUCUUUCUCCUUUCCUUCCUCCUCUGUGCAUCACAGCCUUAGGCACUCCAUCCAGUGUCUUGUGAGUAGCUCUUUUACAAGAGCAGCCCUUAUUUUAGUUGAGUAUUUGUGUGUGAUUUGCAUCUCCCCUUUGCUAUGGGCUGUAAUUUCACAGCUGCAUCCUGGGAGGCUUGUUCCCAAAAGUAACCUUUGCAGGUGGGCACGUGUGUUGCUCAUUUAACAUGCAGUGCAGACCACAGGGGUGCUCUGUGACUGAGACAGAAGAGCAAGAAGUCAUGUGAAUGCAUUGCCUAAAGCAAGGCCAGCUGCAUCUCUUCUAUUUCAGUUUCUAUCCCAAAGUGCAAAAUGUACUCCUCUAUCUCCUUGUACAGAGGAGAAGCUCCCCGUUGACCCAAAGUGGGGUGAAGGUUGUGGACUCACAAUGCUGCAAGACUAAAACGGAUGAGCUGCAGUACAGAAUGUGAUGUUCCUGAGUUCUGCAGGCAGCUGUCUCUCCUAGUUUGUCACCAAGCAGCUUUCUGGAGAAAUUUUAAGCUGCUUUAAGCUGACAGCAUGUGAAAAUGGCAGCUUUUGUUCUGUCCAGUCUGAUAAAAUUCAAGUGAUACUGAACCACGUGGCUCUGUCUCUUUUGGGACAAGAACCCUAUCUGGGCCCCGUCUCAUUCUUUCUAAGACUAACAGCCAGUGGGUCUCUGCAGCUAUGAGUGAAAAAGUGAACAGUAGAAAAAUGUGAUGAUAAGUGUUAUAGACUGUGGUUCAUAGAUCCAGCAGAUUGAUCAGGCUGUGCUAAUGCUAUUGCGAGCAACUGCUGCUGUCAUUUAGAAACAGCUGAAGUAAUAAAAUGUGAAAACCUGUCAGAGUAAUGCUCCUGUAUUUCUAGGUGUGAGGCAGGAAAGCUCCCCAUCGCAGUCCUUGCUGGCCCCGUCGCUUAGUGCUGUUCUUCCCAGACCACAGAGACACAACAGAGCAAGCACAGCCGUGAGGUGUGUCCUGUGAAUGCCCAUUCUUUGCAGCUGAAGGAGUUCUCACCUUUUUGUAAGGGAAAUAGGCAGAUUUCACAUCCAGAAGUACCAGCUCUGAUAUCCGUGGUGCGUUGGAAAUGAGCAGCUACAUCUCAAAGCACAGAUUUCACACAGCUCCACUUCUUACAGCUCUCAUUUGUGGUGGAAUAACUCUAAGCAGGAGAUCCAGAGCUGCAUGGAGAGGGAUGUGUAGGCUUUCUAGUUAGAGAAUAUGAAGGGUAUCAGUCAUAAAUUCUGUAUCCAUCCAUCAGAGAAAUGGAUUUUACUCUCAGUUCUUGCAAUUGCUUUGGGUUGGCUUAGGCUUUUUUAUUUUUAUUUUUAACACCAUACAUUAAUUUCAUGUUUUAAUGCUUCCUUUAACCACCAGUUUUGAACUUCAUCUGCAAAUUGAAGUCAGUCGGUUGUACAGCAGUGCCUGUGGGGUGUGCCAGCAGUGUCUGUGUGCUCAGGUCUCCGUGUGUGUAUGAAUUCUGCCUGUGUUCUGCAAAGCUGUCUGUGUUGUUUCUGGAGAACAAGUCCUGUCCAAGUUGAACCAUUAUGUGUAGAUAAUGUUACAUUAGCGUGGUCAGCCACAGGUAUCCAGCUGAGCACGACAGAGCAAAGGGGUUAAAUUGAGACUGAUGCUCUUUAGAUGUUUCCUUCUCUACAGUCAGCUGGCUCCCAGGAGUGAGAGCUUGUCAUUGCAGGCCAUGGCUGCCAGGGAUCCUACCUGUAAACAUAGAUUUUCUGUCUCAAGGGCCUUAAUAAGAGUGUUAUUAUUACACAGAACUGUUUUGCAACGAUAGCUCUAAAUAAUUUAUUUUUUAUUUCGACAAAGUACACCUUAAGAAGUAAUAAACUUGGUUUUUCAAGCCGUAUUUUUAUGCUAGUAGCACUGGACUGUUUGGUCUCUGAGAUCCAUUUCUGCAUUUCAUUGCCUGGGUUUGUUCUAAAGAAGAUUUAUUUUUGUUCUGUGAAUAAUUUUUGAAGGUUCUUGUAAUAUGUACAGAUAUAGAUACAUUUGAGGUCUUUUAUUGAUAUUCCUACAAAGAAUACAAAUAAACUUUAACUUUAAACA
Molecule: messenger RNA, 9126 nt
Organism: Coturnix japonica (Japanese quail)
Lineage: Eukaryota; Metazoa; Chordata; Aves; Galliformes; Phasianidae
Gene: RASAL2
Product: RAS protein activator like 2
Biological process (GO): regulation of GTPase activity
Source: RefSeq, a predicted model, not a curated record